Messenger RNA from Plasmodium knowlesi strain H, 885 nucleotides. Its product is annotated as conserved Plasmodium protein, unknown function. The coding region runs from base 1 to 885 and encodes 294 amino acids. The record is from RefSeq and is a predicted model, not a curated record. The transcript is spliced from 2 exons. Lineage: Eukaryota; Apicomplexa; Aconoidasida; Haemosporida; Plasmodiidae.
AUGGGAAAAUUUUCCGACUUUUCCAUUUUUUACUUCGUCUUUCUUUUAAAUUUCUGCCUCUACAAAAAUGGCAUCCAAGGUUACAGUGUUGCCAAUGAGGUAAAGACCAGUUUUAGGAAUGGCACCUCGAAUAAUGAUCAUAAUGAACAGACGAAGAAAGCGUUAGAUGGACGCAACGGAACUCGUCAGAACGUUCGUACCCAUGCUAGGCAUUAUCACGGGGCAGUGGUGGGCUCAGCCUGGGUACACAAUUUGAGAAAUUCGUCCAUAAAGGGAAACGCGGAAGAAGAACCUGGUGAGGAGAGUCCUGUGUUUCCACCAGGGACGCCAAGGACAGCGACGGAGCAACCGGGGCAGGGACAAGAGCAGGAGCUAGAGGAGGUGGAUGAGACAAAUGUUCAGAACCCUAGGGUAAAUAAUCCAGGAGAGAAGGAACUCAACCUUCCGAUGAACAAUGAAAAAGUGAAGAUAGAACUGGAGGAGCAUGCGGAAACUUCAAUGAAUGACAUAGAGGAAGAAGUUCUGGAGGAAAUUUACGAAGAGAGCGACGAUAACGAAGUCGAGGAAAAAAGUGACGAGGACACACAAGACGACAAUAACGACGAUGUAGAUAACAAUGACGACGAUGAGGAUGUAGAAGUUGUAUUUCGAUAUGACAAUGACGAAGAAAUAGAAGAGAGAACGGAGGAACAGGGAUUGCAUUCCUUACUGAAUGAUGAAACUAUACAUAUGAUCCAUUUACAGGAAUAUACAGACAUUGAUGAGGAGAAAGAGAAAGUAGAAGAGUUAAUUCAAUAUAUGACAAAUUCGCUGGAAGAAAAUGAAGAGUUUGUGGAUACGCUUAACGGUUUUUCAUCCGAUAUGACUAUGUAUUUGCAGAAUUAA